UCCAUGGGUAGACUCUGUGUUUACCAAGAAAUUGCACGUCUUCACCCUGCAACACAAGAACAACUACUAAGUUACAAAACUAAUACUGUGGUAUAAAUAGGGCCAUUUCAUCCCAUGGUUAAACAGCUCAUACAAGACUUCAUUGAGAUCUUUUUCACCCAGGACAUCAAAAGAUGAAAACUGCCGUUUUUGUGGCCGUUGUUCUUUGCCUGAGCAACUCUCUGCAGCCAGAAGCAAAAGCAUUGGCAGAGGAGAACCGCCAGCUUCAGGACAGGGCACAUGUAGAACGCCGCUAUGCUGAAUCUACCAUUGCAAGUGACAUUAGCAAGAUCAUGGACUCCAUGGUGCAGAAAAACUUUGUGAACUUCCUUCUCAACCAAAGGGAGAAAAAGAGCGACCACCCUCUAAAUCAAGAGGAUGAAGAGGCUCAUGUCAACGACCUCCUGAAAAAAGAGCUCAGUUCAUGGGUCCACAGCAAGGGAAUCAGAUCCAGUGCUCAGUAAUUUGAUGGAGACAACAUACAGAAUUCAUAGCCUACAUACAGAGGAAUGGAAAACAUCAUGGAUCCCUGUUUGAAAAGAACCAAAUCACACAGCUAUCAAUAAAUGACCAUAUUGACCUUUCAUUCUGGUGACAGUCAAUCA
Molecule: messenger RNA, 644 nt
Organism: Alosa alosa (allis shad)
Lineage: Eukaryota; Metazoa; Chordata; Actinopteri; Clupeiformes; Clupeidae
Gene: gip
Product: gastric inhibitory polypeptide
Exons: 6
Coding region: 174-503 (109 amino acids)
Biological process (GO): regulation of fatty acid biosynthetic process; response to glucose; regulation of insulin secretion
Cellular component (GO): extracellular region
Molecular function (GO): hormone activity; glucagon receptor binding
Source: RefSeq, a predicted model, not a curated record